Acanthochromis polyacanthus (spiny chromis) is the source of this 3407-nucleotide messenger RNA. RefSeq names its product oxidoreductase NAD-binding domain containing 1 (gene oxnad1). Gene Ontology annotation, cellular component: mitochondrion. Gene Ontology annotation, molecular function: oxidoreductase activity. NCBI's taxonomy places the organism in Eukaryota, Metazoa, Chordata, Actinopteri, Pomacentridae. The record is from RefSeq and is a predicted model, not a curated record. Bases 156 to 1088 code for a protein of 310 amino acids. The transcript has 8 exons.
GACAGCAGCUGCAGUAAAUAUUCAACGAAGAAGAAGACAUCAGUAGUGUCAUGUAAUCAUAUCAUGACCAAGGUUAUCCCGAAUGUAGUGGAGUAAAAUAUGAAGAGCAUUUGAAGACAAUUAGUGUGUCGUCUUUUAUCGGAACCCAGGUAGCGAUGAGCGUCCCCUGUUUCUUGUCCGCCGCUGCCCGGAGCUUCAGCCUCUCCAGUCCGGCCACCGGUCUGCUCUGCUGCCGGCUACUGGGCCACAGCUCUUCCAUAAGAAGGAAUAUGUCCUCCAAAAGACAAAUGGACCAUUUAGAGAGGACAGCGAACAACUACAGACAAAAUACUCUGUAUCCAGCUGAAGUAUGUGGAAUCACAAACGAGUCGGACACAGUAAAACGAUUGAGAAUAGCCGUCCAUCCAGAUUUCAUCUUUAAAGCAGGGCAGUGGGUGGAUUUCUUCAUCCCUGGUGUGGAAACGGUGGGAGGUUUCUCCAUGUGCUCCAGCCCGGGUUUGCUGCAGCGGGAAGGCGUGAUUGAAUUGGCCGUCAAAUACGCCAAACACCCACCAGCACACUGGGUCCACACUACGUGUACAGUAGGCUCCAGUGUGGCCAUGCGUGUCGGUGGAGAAUUCUUCUUUGACCCAUCACCCUCUGACCCCUCCGUGGAUUUGCUGCUGGUGGCGGGUGGUGUAGGGAUCAACCCCCUGUACUCUAUUCUGCUCCACACGACAGAUCUGCUGCGUCUCAACCAAACCUCGGGUGGUCGUGAUUACGCCAUCGGCUCUGCACACCUCUGUUACAGCGCCAAGAACACCCAAGAACUGCUCUUCAAGAGCUCUAUCAUCGAGGCAUGUCGGGAGUUCCCUGACAAGUUCUCCUGCGAUUUCCACGUCACGCAACAGAGCACAGAUGUCGACCCACACCUCCAGCCAUUUAUCAAGCGCGGGAGAAUCGCAGAGGAGGAGUUGCGGGCUCAUGUGGACCCACAAAGGACUAUGUGUUACUUGUGCGGACCCCCGCCCAUGAUUGAAGCAAUUUCAAAAACCCUCAUGGACUUCGGUCUCCCAAAAGACAGGAUCCUCUUUGAGAAGUGGUGGUAGGACAUCCAAGGAUUCCUAGAAAGCAACCGGGCUUUCCUCCUUACAUGUACUCUCUCUUUUUUUUUUUUUUUUUGCAGCCACCAGGUGGAGGCUCUACAGGGUGUGGAAUGGAAAGUGACUGAAAUUUCCCCCUGAUUUGAAUAUUAAUACAAGUGAAUAGAUGAGAAAAUUCAUCCGAUCCCUGCUGCUGCAGCCUGUGCCUGAUCUGUGAUAGACUGCUGGGAACACCCACUCCUCAGCUAGCAGCUCACUCACAAAGACAAUAGAGAUUCAUUUUAUUUCUUAGAAUAUAAACAGGAAGACAUUUGCAACUUCCGUGCCCUCUUCUUGUGUAUAUUAGAUACUUUGUGACGCAAAUGUUGCAUAACUUCAAAAUCCAUUUGCAGUUCCAGCUAAUGCUUAGUGUAGCGUGCAUCAAAAUAUUAAUCUAUGCAAUGAUGUCCUAACGCAAUAGUUUGACAGUUUGGGAAAUAGGAUUUUGCGUUUUGGAAAUUAUUUAUUCUGCUUUACAUCUGGAAGUGUAAAAAUAGCAUGGUCUGGUUUUAUGAAGGGUCAUGUGGCACGGCAAGCCGGUUUAAAAUUCAGUUUUCAGUUGUAAUUACACUGUAGCUGGAUUUUCAUUUAAGAUAUCUAUACAUUAUACUGACUGGUCAAAAUGAGAGACUUAUCUGUAACUAAGUUUGACUUUCCACUGGAUAUCGAUUGUUCCAGCAAAGCAUUUGAACAGCGUGAACAGAAGUAACGGCAGCUGCUGUGGUGGAUAUGAUCAUGACGUACAAAGAGCUCAUCAGUAGGGAGUUUGUGGGAAAUGAGAGGUUUGUUCACUAAAAACGUGUGAUGAAAAUAGAUGGUAGAAAUCUGCUGUUACAGUUACAGUGUCAUAGUAUGUUUAAAAAGAAAGCUGGCCCCACCUCCGACUUUCUUUAGCUUCAUAUCUAACUACAGAUAUCUGCUACAUCGUUUCGCCCACUCUAAGCUUUUAUUUAAGAUAUCUGUAAUUAUGUUAUGACUGGGAAGAGUUGCAGUUUGACAUAUCUGCUGUCCCAUAUGCAUGAAUGGUGAUGUCAUUUGUCGGAGGAAAAGCGAUGCUGUAGAUAUCAGAAAUGACAAAUGUGGACAGGAAGCCCGACAUUGUGAAAUGUUCUUUUUGACUUGGAAGACUUGAAUUGUGGCUAUCUGCAAAAUAUAUCCAUUCCAGCUAUUAAAGAGAGACUCAGACCGAGAGCCACUCAACCCAGGAGAGGAAGAGCAAAAUGAGGAUGACGAUGAUGAUGCUGUCACAUCUCCAGAGCAGUUUAUACUACUAACACUAUGCCCAUGAUAAUUACUCUCUCUUUUUAGUAAAAUUUGGAAAAACAGUCCAGCACACACCCUUCAGUAACACUUCAAACUUGUUUUUUACUCUAUUUUAUGUAUGGGUGAAGCAGACCUCCUGAGGUGUGACGGACUGCACGACAUUUCUGGAGAAUUUACCAGUUUAUGUCACCUGUAUCCUUCCUGAGAGGCCUAUUCAUGCUUUCCGUGUCCACAGUAAAGUUAGACAAAGUUAUGCAGCUGCUUGUUUGAGCUUCGUAUUUAGUGGACAGAUGUGAGAAUGGUAUUAAUCUGCUUAUCUGCAGCAAGAGAGCAAAUUAGUUUAUUUCCCUAAAAUGUCAAACUAUUCCUUAGGACACAAUCAUUGCAAACAUGGCGAUCUGUACUGUUAUUUUACACUGUACUUACAUAUUUAAUAAGUAAUUUUCUGCUAACAAAAUACCUCGGGUGAGUUGGUAAAAGUUGUUUUUAGAAAUGUUGCACUUAAAUAUACAAGUAUUUAUUUGCAGAGCUGAAGACUUUGAAGUUGUUGGCUGAUAGGCUUGACUGAGUUACAUUGGAGCGAUUGUUUUUCACUGUUCAACUUCACACCACUGAGCGUAUUUUUAGAGUCAACACUUAACAGGCUCCCACAUAUUGGCUAGCAAUGAUAAACGGAAAGACAUCUGCAACUUCACUGCCCCCUUCGUGCGUACAAAUGGUGCACAUUCACACUGUUACACACAUACACAUCUCCUCUACACUCUCUGCUGCAAUCACACACAUCCACAUCCACAUAAACUGUUCCUCCCACAGUGCCCUGUAAUGGAACCUCCAGGUGGUCUGUCAUUGGCUUGGUUCACUGAACAUCCCUCGGAGAUGGUCGCGAGCUUCUCGUCGUCAUCUCAGUGGGGGUAGUGAUGUUGAGACUCGUUCUUGAGUUGUUUCUGCAUUUCUUCCUCAUAUGAGGAAAACCGUUUAUGACUGUAACACGAGGUUUGAAGGUAAUAAAGAAAAUAGAGACAA